Molecule: messenger RNA, 956 nt
Organism: Anopheles aquasalis
Lineage: Eukaryota; Metazoa; Arthropoda; Insecta; Diptera; Culicidae
Product: 28 kDa heat- and acid-stable phosphoprotein
Source: RefSeq, a predicted model, not a curated record
UUGCAAUUUUCCCCCAAAAAAGACCACGUAAAACUGCUUCCGCCCUGAUCCUUUGGCCUCCAAAAGCACUUCCUUGCUGUGAUAUUGUUCGCUUGUCGGUGAUAGUUGAACGCAGAAGAACUUGAGCAAAAUGCCGAGAGGAAAGUACGUUAACCACAAGGGCCGCAAUCGCAACUUCACGAACCCCGAGGAACUAGAGGCGCAGCGCAAGAAGGACGAAGAGGAGAAAAAGUGGCGCAAAACGCGAGAAGGAGAAUCCUCGAGCGAGGAAGAAGACGAUGAGGAUGAAGAGGAGAAGGACAGCGACGAAGAGUCCGAUUCCGACGAGUCCGACGAUGGAAAGGCCAAGGGUGCGGAAGGGGUGAUACCGAUCGACAAUCCUAACCGUGUGGCCAAAAAGACGCACAAGAAGGUGACCGAGCUUGUGGAGGACGAUAAACCGCAGCUGACGCGCCGCGAGAAGGAACAAAUCGACAAGCAGCGAGCGCACGCCGCGUAUCAGAAGCGGCACGCCGAGGGCAAGACGGCCCAGGCCAAGGCUGACUUGGCCCGGUUAGCGAUCAUCAAGCAGCACCGCGCGGAAGCGGCUGCCCGGCGUGAGGCCGAGAAGAAAGAAAAAGAAGCCAAAACGAAAGGUACAAACUCGUAAAGCGGUCCACCCAGCGGUGUGGGAUUGCGUAGAGACUGCGUUAUGUUUAGCUCUCGAUCCGGCAUUCAACUUCUUCAGUGGCUCGGUUGCCGAUUCGGUUUGCUGAACCGAAGAUUCUCAAUUAGAACGCCCUGAGGGAGCUGGAAACGCGGCGCUCCUUCCACUCGAAUGGACCGCUUUGCAGGGACCGAUGGACGGACAAGGACGAAAGACGGGAGUAGCGUCCGAGCUUGCACCGAUUUGUAACGAUAAAUGAUGAGUACGGUAAACGUUUAAAGUAUAAAUAUAUUACUUAUUGGCCACUAAA